UCGCGUUUUCACGGCGAGAGUUGGUGCCCUCCAAAGGUUGGCGCACUGUGGUACACAGCGAUAUAUAUAUAUAUUGUUGAAGGAUGGUAGCUACGUAGGAUGAGAGUGGUUGUGCCUUGGCGACGGUGGUACGUUUCUACCUUCUCUACCGCUGCGUGAGGAGAGGGACGUGCGAUGAGACGAGGAGGAGUGGGUUUGGUGCUGCUUUCAUUCCUUGGGAGUAUUGCCCUUAGGUCUGAUCUUGGUGAAGAUUCUAACGGCGGGCUACGAGAGAUGGCGGAUCGAGUAGGUUUCUACCGCCAUGGAUGUUCUUUCUUCCUGCGGAUUGCCAGCGAGGGGUCGUCGACGGGCUCGGCGGUUUGGGCUCGCUACGUGGCUGUGUUAUGGAGCGUGAGGCCUGGUAGAGAGAUCUGGGGAUGCUUUGGGGUGGGCAUUCCAAGGGACAACCAAGGGUUGCUGUUGGGAGGACGCUGGCCGGAGCUGGGAUUAGAAACAUUGAAAGUAAGCGUUGAGCUGGCUAGAGACCAAUUUCUAAUUCAGCCAGUCUCGAACACUCUGGUUACGGUCAUGUGCAUGCAUGAAGCUGACAAGACUGUGAUUGACAGCUGGCAGCGUCUGCGAUGCGAGCGGUCUGAGGUACGGAUCCACCCGUGGGUGCCACAACGUCGGUUGGGACCGGAGGAAAGGAGGGCACAACUUAUGCAAGAUUAUUACUGGGUGGAAUUCCGCCAUAUCCCGGUUGAAAUUCAAGCUGCGUUUGUCUAUGAUUUCGGAAUGAUUUACGACAUUGUGGCUUUUAUUGACCCUUUCCCCUCUUUUGUGGCCAAAAGGGACGAUUACUUAAUGUUGGCACUUGAUUUUGCCCCGGGCCAGCCUUUCUCCCUCGAUGAUGUGAUCCCGUACAGAAUAGGGGGAAAGGAAUACAUGAUCCAUACUGCGCACAAGAUGCGGCCGUGGUGCCCUAAAUGUAGAUCGUAUGGACACCUCAGCACGGAAUACGCCUGUCCGCGACAUCCGCAGAAGAGAACCCAAGUGUCCGGGCGACUGUUAAGGGAUCCGAAUAAGACGACCCAUAGGAGGGUCGUGGACCUGGGGCACAAGGGUUGGGUUUACAUAGAAGAACGAACAAAAGAGGGCACCCCGAGGGGAUGGGUGUGGGAAAGAACGGGAGAGCCAGAAUGGGAGACACCCCCCCCAAGCUCGUGGACCCCCCCAACACCGGUGGAAGAGAAGAUGCAGCAAAUGCAGGUAACCUCCCCACUAAAGAACCACGAAGAUCAGGGAUGGACCAAGGUCGGGAGAAAAGGAAAGAAGGAAAUUUGGACCCCGAAGAAGCAGGUGGGGUCCAACAUGGAGCAAAAGGAAGAAAGUCGUGGAGGGAAUCCCGAGGGCACUUUGGGCUUCGAUGCGAUACAAUACAUCCCAACAGUAAAUGGUUCUCUAGAACAUAGAAAUAGGGGCGGCGCGUCCGUCUCGGGACAGGCAGAUGGGGAGGUUGAGUUAAAAGGUAACUCAACACUGGCAUAUGGGGAGGUGGAGUUAAAAGGUCAGAUUCGAAUACAGGACAACACGGAUACUAGGGAAAUGGAGAUUCCCGAGGGAAAUAAGUCCGGGCAACAGGAGGAGAUUAGGGAAAGAUUGGCCCGGGACCUGAUGAGGGACCCUUUCCAAGCUGCCUUCGCUCCAGAGCCGAUGGAUGUUGACCCCCUCUUGAAUAAUGCCAGUGCAUCGCCCGAGGGAUUGGGCCCAGGCAGGGAGGAGAAAGAAGCCGGGGAGGAAGGGGUUCCGCCGCCCCAUAUGGUUGUAGAGCAAAAACUGGUCGCCAUUGCAGACAGGCUCAUGAGCAAUCUAAAAGUGAAGUAUGGCCCCCUCACGGAUGAUUUCUGGGAACAUACUUAGACUUGUUCCCCAUGCUGGAUACCAGUUCAUCACUCAAAUGUGUGCUGGAACGGGGACUGCAGUCGGGCGUGGCAUGGAAUGAAGCAUGGCACAGACU
Molecule: messenger RNA, 1996 nt
Organism: Chara braunii
Lineage: Eukaryota; Viridiplantae; Streptophyta; Charophyceae; Charales; Characeae
Source: the annotation of a GenBank genome assembly